AUGACCAUGGAGCCGGAAGCCGAGUACUUGCCCGACGAAGAGGAGAUUGGAGUUUCCGAGGAACCUAAGCAUUCGCCUUCAAAGCGGCAAAGAACUGAACUUCAAGGAUCCGAACCUGUCUACUCAGGCGUAUCUUCCAGCGACGGUGAGACCGGUGUCCAGGAAGCCCGCUCAUCACAUAAGCGGCGGGCCAUGAGUAUAUUUGUCGAGCCGGUUCUCAAACGGCAUAAGGGCGUUUUCAACAACAACUACUUAGAUCUCCUGAACAGAGACAUUGGAGAUGUGGCGGGCAUCAUGCCGGUUGAUGGGGAGGACUUGCCCCCGUCGCAAAUUGGCUUGACGCUCUGGGCACCGUACGAGAAGAAAGUGUUCUUCGAAGCACUCUCUAGACUGGGAAAGGACAACAUCCGGGGCAUCUCCGACCGCAUACGAACCAAAAGUGAGAUUGAGGUCCGUCAGUACAUCAGCUUGCUGGAGGAUGCUAUUGAAAGCAGAGGGCAGGAGCAGGAAGGCGGUCUGAGGUCUUUGGGAAUAGAGGUGUAUCCCGCGGCCGUCGAGAUCAGCCAGCCGUGCUGCCAUGCGCUCGACGAGGCGGCCGACGCACUCUCCUUUCGUCAAGAGCGACACGAGGAACUCGCCGAGCAGAAGAAGUGGGGCGAUUGCUGGAACAUCAACCUGGAGCUCGCGAAGCGCAUCGAAGGUGACCACGGUCUCGAGAGGGAUCCCACCUUCGCGAGCGACCAUGGCUUGGAGUUUACGGAGCUCCUUCGCGUCAAAAACUUUGUGCGGCUUCCCGAGCGCAUCUUCAUGAACGCAUCCCACGCCGAAAACAACUGGCAGUUUGUUAGCGAGGAGCCGCCAACGAUCCGGGCCACCGCCCUUCAGGACUUUCACUCUCUCCUCGUCUCCGUUACGAAAAGACUCGUCCUCUCGACGUUGUUCAUUGCUGAGUCUCGGAUCAGGGGUAAGAGGAGGGUAGUGCCGUCUACGAGAAACCUUGUAAGGCGCAAGGAUGUCGAGGCGGCGGUCGCGUCCCUAGGGAUGAAGCAGAACAGCGACGAGUUCUGGGUGACGUGUGCGCGUCGGCUGCGGCUCGAAGUAUGGGACGAUGAGGAUGAAGAGGAUGCGGAGGAAGAGGACAACGACAAGGAGCCGAUGGUGUACGACAACGUGGAGAACAUCCUUCGGAGCCGAUCCGAUGCCCGCCAAGAUAGGGCAAUGAAAGAACGAUCUUCGACGCCGGAGAUCAAGUUUGAGGACCGCGAGUCGUCCGACUCCGCAGCAGACGAGACCUCAGGCGGGGAAGGAUCGGAUGAUGAUGAGGCGGAUGCUGCCCACCUCGACGAUGCCGAACGCGAGGUCAUCGAGGAGGCCAAAGAGGUCCUCGUCCACUCCGCCUACGAUUUCCCCAAGACGCACCGCACGAGGGAGGCUCUGAAGAACACAAUCCGACACGAGCGAGCGCAGGAAGCUCAAGCAGAGGCCGAGGAUGCAAAGACGAGCUACGAGGCCGAGUUGGAACUGUGGCGGCUUCUGCAGCGACAACCCCCCGAGUCGUUGAUGAUGCCACAGGUUCCGGAGCAUGGCCGCAGAGCCCUCCGGGGCGUCGGGGACCUCUAUGACGCCGGACGGAAAUGGAGGGAGAGGUUGACUUACCACAGCGAGUGGGAGAUGCUCGGGACGUCACAGGUACAGGACAAGGGGUGGUGA
Molecule: messenger RNA, 1710 nt
Organism: Colletotrichum higginsianum IMI 349063
Lineage: Eukaryota; Fungi; Ascomycota; Sordariomycetes; Glomerellales; Glomerellaceae
Product: DNA-binding protein
Exons: 1
Coding region: 1-1710 (569 amino acids)
Biological process (GO): nucleolar large rRNA transcription by RNA polymerase I; transcription initiation at RNA polymerase I promoter
Cellular component (GO): RNA polymerase I upstream activating factor complex
Molecular function (GO): RNA polymerase I general transcription initiation factor activity; rDNA binding
Source: RefSeq, a predicted model, not a curated record